AUGAAGGCUAGAAAAUAUUUUGUAUUAGUGUAAGAAAACCUGUAGACUUCAUUCUACAAAACAGAAAAGUAUACUUAGAUUAAUCUGGAUAAAAAUCCCAAUCAGAAGAAAUUCUUUUUUUAUGAUGAGAAUUAAGCCAAAAGAUUUGCAUCGAAUGUGCAAUCUUGUUAGAAUAAGGAGGCUUUUGAAAAAUUGGAGAUGGAUUAUGAAAUUUCCAAAUAACUAAGCAAAUACGAAGAAAAAAUCAAAUCUUGCAAGACAUUUUCUGAUAAUGAAAGUCAAGAUGGAGUUUCUAUUAACCUAAGGAGACCCACCUAUAUUUAUGUUUUAUGGAACAAAAACUCUUAUGAAAUGCCAAGAAUGUAUUUUACAUAGAUCACAGCUCAAAAGAAUUCAACAUCAGAAGAUCAAUUAGGGAAAUUUUAAGACCCUAACUCAGCACUUAGUUAUAUAAGGGAGAUACUUGAGACUAUAGAGAUAAAAAGGAAAUUGAUCGCUAAUACUGACACACCCGUUUCUUAAGAUAAUAAUACUACUGAAACUGAAUUGGAGAAAGAUGAAAAUCAACUUAAUUUUUCUAGCCUUGGAAAACUAUUGUAAUUGGAUAAGUAAUAUUCUUAUUUUUUCCCCAAAUUUUACAUAGAGAAAUACCCAACCAUCAAUAUUAACCCAGAAGAAAAAUAUGCGAUUCAAUGCUCUUCCUUUUGCACAUUACAUUUUCAUUCAUCAAUCGGAAUUAAUUUAAUAAAUUAUGUUUCUGGUUAAAACUUGAAGAGUUAAGGUUUAUAUGUGGGACAUUAAAAACCCUACAUUCUUGGGUUAUUGUCAGUCCUUUAUGGAUUGAGAUACAGUUUAUUUUUGAAUUUACCUUCUAUUACAUUGUAGGUAUGGAAACAAUAAGAUUUUGAAUUUUUGAAUAAAAUGGUUUAACCUCCGUACCCUCAGUAAUAAUAAGCUAUGGCAGCUAUUGAUGGUUACUCUACACUUCUUAAAUAGGUCAAAUUUGAAUUGGUUGAUUAGGAUUAAUGCAAAUCAUCGUAUGUUCAAGCAGUGAAAGAGUUUGAAAGGUAUGCAAAUGUAAAACAAAGGAGUAAGAAAUUUCGUAAAAAUGAUAAAGAUGAUUGA
Messenger RNA from Paramecium octaurelia, 1125 nucleotides. The record is from the annotation of a GenBank genome assembly. NCBI's taxonomy places the organism in Eukaryota, Ciliophora, Oligohymenophorea, Peniculida, Parameciidae.